AUGGCCGACUCCGAAACCUCCAGCCUCCAGGGAACCAGGUCGCGCCGCGCCUGGACAGUCUCUGCAGAUUCAGAGACAAUGGAUAGCUCAGCUCGGAGCAACGGCCGAUCAUCUAAUGAUUCCAAUCUCGAACGACCCAAAACUUCAACUGGGGAAGUCCCAGAUUCCGCUAAGGCUGGACCUAGCGGCAUCUCCAAGCUCCUCAAAGCACGACGGAGGCGGAAGAAGAACGACAAAACACCUGCAGAUGCGCCACCUGUACCGGAGAUUGUCACUGAAGAGGACCUCCGGGAGAGUCGAUCGAAUGAUUCCCGAGAUGGCAAUUCCACUUUAACAUCAUCCAAUAAUAGCUCAGCCCCGCCAGAAAGCGAUGUCAUGAACUUAUUGACCGAUGAUUCCGAGCCCGAGAGGACUCCGCCGCUCACCACUCGCAACUCCCAUACGGGAUUCUAUACCUCCUCCUCUCCCCUCUUUAAGACCAGAUCCGUGGACGCCCCUGAAUCCGAAGGCGGACAAGCGGACGUUGAAUCGGCUGUAAGCGGCCAAAGCAUUCAAUCAAGCAUGACAUUGGAUGUUCCGGCCGGCAAUAGCAAACGCCGCAGUACUUCGCCUUCACCGGGGCGGCGCCUCAAAGAUGCCUUCAGCUCCGACAAGAAAAGCGAGAAAAACGCAAGCACGACUGCAAGCACGACCACAAGCGCGACCACAAGCGAUGACGCAGACCGAGCAUCCUCAAAAUCGGGUAGCAAGGACAAGCGGAGUAUAUUUGGAAGCAGACGCAGCAGUCUCUCAUCGAAAAGGGCUCAGGCAGCUCCAGAUGAAGCUCCUCCGCCCCUGCCAGCUCCAAUACGUACAGACUUGAAAGAAAGUAAACCUCGUUCCCUGGAAGCAAGCCCUCUACCGAACACGCCUCCGCAUACAGCCAUCCCAGCCCCAGCCACGACCGUAACCCCGCCCACGCCGAUCGAACACCGGCCACUCAUUUCACAAAUACUAGGCGAUGGAGUAACGGGCUCCCCGGAAUCAGUCACAUCUCGAAAUUCCAUAUCAUCUCCUCCAGGGGUUACUACUGUGAGUCCUUCUGGAAAUAUGAUCUCACAUCGGCGGGUACGAUCUGCCUCCGCGGCUCAUGGUCCGAGCAAGUUAUCCAAUGUCACAGCAUUGAGUCCGCUAGACGAAGGAAAGUCCCUCAAGAGUUCGUCCAGUCAACAAAGUGGCUUCUUUUCAUCGGUGUUCUCUGUCGCACAAAACGCCGCUUCCUCAAUUAGCAACACCCUCAACAACCAACAAAGAAGUCGGACUACCUCUUCCGCUGUACCCGCUGAGCUCGAAGAGAGCGGCGAGGGCAGCUUUGAAGGUCUUGACAGAAAUUCCGAUGAAAGUAAAGGCGAAGACGGGAAGCCAUCUGCUGUGCAGACCCUGGGGGCUGGUGAUCUGAGUUUUAGUCAUCUAGACAUUGACGCGCCGCCCGGGGAGGUGAUCUCUACUACCGAUGGAGUAGUUGUCACCAAGCCUCCAGCGACUCCAGUUGAUAAGCGGAUGAACGCAGCAGUUCAGCGGCGGGACGAGGAUUCUGCGAAGCUUGAGGACCAGCGGGCGGCACGCGCAGUUAACCUGGCUUAUGAAAAGCCCGGUGAAUUCCCCGUUAUUGGGUCUCCUGGCGAGGAUGUCUUGGAUAUCCAGUCUACCGUUUCCAAUCCUAGAGACGGCCUUAUGACUGGGGAUCAAACUCCUCCUACUGGCAGUAUCAUUGACGGUGAUAUUGGUAGCGGUAUCAAGCGAAGUGGAAGUGUGCGUAGCCGACUUGCACGACGCCACCGUGGUUCUUCCGGGGCCACUGCCUCGACAAUUGGUGCUAUCGGAGCUGGGGCCAGUGCCCUGGCGCUUGGUGUUCCUGGCGUCAAUUCAAGCGUACCUCGGCUGACUGGCUUCGCGGUGGCGAGCAAGAAGCGCAACCGAGACUUCCACCAGCUAUUCCGAAGUGUUCCAGAGGACGACUAUCUGAUUGAAGACUAUAGCUGCGCCUUACAGCGUGAGAUCAUUCUUGCUGGACGUAUCUACGUCUCCGAAGGUCACAUUUGCUUCUCCAGUAAUAUUCUGGGAUGGGUGACCACUCUUGUCAUCAGUUUCGAUGAGGUUGUCGCCAUCGAGAAGGAGAACACUGCAAUGGUAUUUCCCAACGCCAUUGCCAUUCAGACGUUACACGCUCGACACACCUUCCGCAGUUUGCUAAGUCGUGAAUCUACGUACGAUCUGAUGGUAAACAUCUGGAAGAUCAAUCACCCGUCUAUCAAAAGUUCCGUGAAUGGAACCCGGGUCACCAACUCUACUGGUGACAAGACUGAGAAGGUUGGAGAUGGCGAAAGUGACUCUGAAAGCGUCACCUCUGAUGAAGACGAGGUUUACGAUGAGGAUGAAGAGGACGACGCUGCGGAAAGUUUCUUCGAGGCGGGGCCUAGCGCCAACGCAAGUGACAGGUCAUUGCCUGGCCGAGCAGGUCUUAGCCGCCAAACCUCAGGCUUAUUCACCAAUGCAAUGGUCUCAGGGGCUGGCCCAAGUAACGGUGAUAUCAAGAAUGGCGACAAAUCGGCGGCUUCCAAAGAGCCCGAUUUCCCUGGACCCGCCACACACGGGCCCACUGAAUAUACGGAACCCGGUGGUUCAUAUGAUAAGGUCAUCAAGGAUGAAACCAUUCCUGCCCCGCUUGGAAAGGUCUACUCCUUGGUCUUUGGACCUGAAUCGGGAGAGUUCAUGACCAAAUUCCUUGUGGACAAUCAAAAAUCUGGCGAGCUUCAGUUCGAGGGAACAGCUAAGGGCCUGACCAACGAAAGCCGCGUCAGAAAGUAUUCUUACAUAAAGCCUCUCAGUGGCGCAAUCGGGCCCAAGCAGACCAAGUGUAUCAGUACCGAGAACCUUGACUUUUUGGACCUGGAGAAAGCAGUCUUGGUCACGCUAAGCACCCAAACCCCCGAUGUGCCUAGUGGUAAUGUUUUUGCCACAAAAACCAAGUACCUCUUUACGUGGGCCUCUGGCAACCAAACUCGGUUCCUUAUGACAUGUACGAUAGAGUGGUCCGGGAAGAGCUGGUUGAAAGGUCCUAUUGAGAAAGGUGCAAUUGACGGUCAGACUGCAUUCGGUGACGACCUGGUCAAAACUCUGAAGAUGGGUGUUGUUCCUCGAGGGCGCACCGCUGCCGCUGGACGAGGCAAGGGUCGUCGCAAGAAGGGUGAUCCUGCGGUUAGCGAUACGUCUAAGGUAGCUGGGCACAAAACGGCCACGGAUUCUAGCUCAAAGCAGGCCGAGACCUGGGGUCUCUUCGAACCGAUUCGCCCAAUGCUAGAGCCUGUAACCAGCAUGCUCAAGCCGCUUUGGAGUGGAAAUGUCAUGAUUCUCAUGGUCGGUAUUCUACUGUACAUGGCAUUCUUCCGAGCACCGUCUGGUUCAUCUACUCUGUCCCGAGAUACUGGCCUACCUGGUCUAAGUCUGCCUCAGCGCCUAGCCGCCUAUGACGAGAUGUGGCGUCGUGAGGAGAGUGAGUUGUGGAACUGGUUAGAAGACCGCGUCGGUAUGGAAGGCAUGGUCUUCCCCACUCUACAUCACCGUCCAGAGGCUCACACAGCUCGCAAGACUUCCCGGGUCAACGUGGCUGAUGAGCUUGAUCUUGUUGAUCGACUUCGCGAGGAAAAGGCCUCGGACCGAGAGAUGGAUCACGCGAUUCGGACUACUCGCCAACGUCUUGAUAUUCUUGAAGAAAUGAUGAACAGGCGCAAAGUGCACUCGGCUCCCGACGGAGAGCCUGUCCGAACUGAGCUAUGA
This is a messenger RNA of Penicillium maclennaniae, 3816 nucleotides long. Its product is annotated as GRAM and VASt domain-containing protein. Gene Ontology annotation, biological process: intracellular sterol transport. The transcript has 4 exons. NCBI's taxonomy places the organism in Eukaryota, Fungi, Ascomycota, Eurotiomycetes, Eurotiales, Aspergillaceae. The record is from RefSeq and is a predicted model, not a curated record. Gene Ontology annotation, molecular function: sterol binding; sterol transfer activity. Gene Ontology annotation, cellular component: mitochondrion; cortical endoplasmic reticulum; plasma membrane. The coding region runs from base 1 to 3816 and encodes 1271 amino acids.